Pieris brassicae (large cabbage white) is the source of this 1277-nucleotide messenger RNA. It is a transcript of the gene CPG24, whose product is annotated as valine-rich protein. The record is from RefSeq and is a predicted model, not a curated record. Lineage: Eukaryota; Metazoa; Arthropoda; Insecta; Lepidoptera; Pieridae. The transcript has 2 exons. Bases 15 to 1124 code for a protein of 369 amino acids.
ACGAAGACGACAACAUGAAAUUUACGGUUGUAUUCGUUGCAUCCCUGGCCGUGGUGGCCCUUGCCAGUGAGGAGAAGGGCACCAAAUCGGUAGCCACCGAUGAGAAAAAACAGGACAAGCGUGGAAUCUAUGACACUGGUUCUGGAUAUGGCGGUGGUUAUCAAAUUGGUGAUGGAGGACAUGGAGGUUAUGGUGGCUACGGCGCCGAAAGUCACGGCGUUGGCGGCGGAAACUUCGAAGGUCACUAUGAUGGAGGCCAUGCCGAGUUUGGAGGCGGCUCCGACUCUUGGAAACCCAUUCACAGCGAUCACCAUCAAGUAAAGCACGUAGAAGUCAUCAAAAAGGUCCCCGUACCCUACACUGUAGAAAAACACGUCCCAUACACAGUUGAAAAGAGAGUCCCUUAUGAGGUCAAAGUACCCUACCCCCAGCCCUACACCGUUGAGAAGAAAGUUCCAGUCACUGUCAAGGAGUACGUCAAGUACCCAGUCUACGUACCAGAGCCUUACACAGUAGAGAAGAAAGUGCCUUACGAAGUUAAAGUACAUGUCGACAAGCCUUAUGAAGUCAAGAUACAAGUACCCCAACCCUAUGAGGUUAUCAAGAAAGUCCCCUACGAAGUUAAAGUUCCCGUACCCCAACCCUACACUGUUGAAAAGAAAGUCCCAGUUCCCGUCAAAUAUGAAGUGAAGGUACCCCAACCCUAUGAAGUAGUUAAGAAAGUGCCCUAUGAAGUCAAGGUCCCCGUGGACAAACCCUACCACGUAUACGUUCCCAAACCAUACCCAGUACCAGUUGAGAAACCAUACCCAGUAACUGUCCACAAACCAGUACCAUACGAAGUUAAGGUCCCAGUUGACAGGCCUUACAAGGUUGAAGUUGAGAAACCCUACCCAGUACCAAUCAAGGUGCCAGUACCAAAACCUUAUGACGUGUACAAGAAAUUCCCUUACACCGUUGAGAAGCAAGUUCCUUACGAAGUAAGAGUGCCCAUCGACAAACCAUACCCAGUUUACAAAGAAGUACCUGUCCCAUUGGUGAAGGAAGUCCCUUACCCAGUAAAACAACACGUUCCCGUGCAUUUAAAGGUUCAAGAAGAGCAUCAGCACCACGGCUGGCAUUGAUUGAAAUACAAAUAGGUCUCACUCCAGUACCUUAUAGGCUAAGUCGCAUUGUGAUCAUUUAGUAUUCGUAGUAUUUAAAGUCAAAUAAUUUUUAUUCUGCAAACAUUUAUGUUUUGCAAGAUGAAAAUUUAUUUGACGAGUUUGAUAAAAAUG